Messenger RNA from Linepithema humile (Argentine ant), 2939 nucleotides. RefSeq names its product endoplasmic reticulum oxidoreductin-1-like protein (gene Ero1L). The record is from RefSeq and is a predicted model, not a curated record. Lineage: Eukaryota; Metazoa; Arthropoda; Insecta; Hymenoptera; Formicidae. Gene Ontology annotation, cellular component: endoplasmic reticulum; endoplasmic reticulum membrane. Gene Ontology annotation, biological process: protein folding in endoplasmic reticulum. Gene Ontology annotation, molecular function: protein-disulfide reductase activity; FAD binding; thiol oxidase activity.
UGUAUGUGUCAUAUGUGUUCGUAACGUGCGAAUGUGUGUGAGCAUACCAUUCGGACAUUCGGAAUGCGUCCUACAUGUGCCGAAUCUAUUCGAUGUUGAAAGUAGGGAUAAAUCUAGACCUAUCAACGUUUCCCACCGUAUCUCACGUAAUUCAACGAAUCCCACGUAUUCCACGUAUUCCACGUACACAUGUCACAUAAUCCGGCGUAGACAUUAUAGUAGUGAAAGACUCCGAAAGAUCUUGAUUAUGAUAUUGUUGUGUUCAUACAGCGGCAAUAACAUUCUUUUCAUAUAAAUAUACGUAUUAUACGUGUUUCAUUAUUAUCGUCUUUUAGUCAGGAUUCAAGGUUGUCGCGUAAGUAAUCUCGUGAAGCGUGUGUUAUUGGUUUAUGUCACAUCUCAGUAUGUCAGAUGUUUAUGUCUCACGCAGCACGUAGACCGACUAAGGUGAUUCGAAAACAGCAGAGUGCUAAUCGAAUAUUUUAUGAUAUCAACUUUUUCAUGAUCUAAUUAAUGUUGCGACAACUUGAUCGUAUCAGCGACUUUUACGUGUUAAGAUGAAUUUCGAACUCAAUGAAAAGAUGUUCUAUCGGCUGCUUCUAGCAGUCUUACUUUUCCAUUUAAAAGUUGAUGGAAAUUAUUUUGGAACCAAUUCCAAGAAAGAUGAUCAAUGUUUUUGCAAGCUGAAAGGAUCUAUAGAUGAUUGUACGUGCAAUGUGGAUACUGUGGAUUAUUUUAAUAAUAUGAGAAUAUAUCCAAGAAUUCAAAGUCUUCUAGUCAGAGAUUAUUUUAGAUUUUACAAAGUAAAUUUAAAACAGGAUUGUCCAUUCUGGGCAGAUGACAGCAAAUGCGCUAUACGUUAUUGUCAUGUAUUACCAUGUCAAGAUGACGAUAUUCCAGAAGGUUUAAAAGGAGAGAUUCCAAGAAAUAUUCAUUUUAAUGAAAGUCCAGUGGAUAAAUAUAGACCCAAUGCACAGAUUACUGAUUGCACACAUAGUGCGAGAGAUCACAAUAUAGAACUUGGUUAUUUGAACACAACAAUUAGUUCAGAAAAUUACAAAGAGUUUGAGCGAUGGCAACAACACGAUGAUGCGCAAGACAAUUUUUGUGUAAAAGAAUCUAGUCCAGGAGAAUAUGUGGAUCUUUUACUUAAUCCUGAAAGAUAUACAGGAUAUAAAGGAGUCAGUGCACACAGAAUAUGGCGAUGUAUCUACAUGGAAAAUUGUUUCAGGCCUGAAAACUCUCCUCACAUUUUUAUACAAUCUUCUAAGAUGAACAGAAUGUGUUUAGAAAAACGAGUUUUUUAUCGAGUCAUAUCCGGCUUGCACUCUAGUAUCAAUAUACAUCUAUGUUCAAAAUAUUUGUUAGCCCCUCAAGAUGGUUUGCAAGUGUCAUCUGAUAAUCAAUGGGGUCCCAACUUGGAAGAGUUACAAAGAAGAUUUUCUCCUGAAACAACAGGCGGUGAAGGUCCCAAUUGGCUAAAGAAUUUAUAUUUUACUUAUUUACUACAGUUAAGAGCUCUGGCCAAGGCUGCACCUUAUUUGGAAAGAGAAGAAUAUUAUACAGGUAGUGAAGUGGAGGAUAAAGAUACAAGACUGGCUAUGAAUGAUAUAUUGAAUGUUGUUAAAUCAUUUUCAGAACAUUUUAACGAAACAGUUAUGUUUACCGGUGGAACAGAGGCAAAAUUAUUGAAAGAAGAAUUUAGGCAACAUUUUAUAAAUAUCUCACGCAUUAUGGAUUGUGUAGGAUGCGAUAAGUGUAAGCUAUGGGGUAAAUUACAAAUCCAUGGUCUGGGUACUGCAUUGAAGAUAUUAUUCUCAGGAAAGUUUGAUAGAUGGGAACCAACACUUAAUAAUCUUAAUCGAAAAUUGUUCUUCCUAGAAAGAAGUGAAAUUGUUGCUUUGGUGAAUGCUUUUGGCAGAUUAUCAGAAAGUAUUUUUGAGUUGGACAGGUUUCGCAGGAUGAUGAGAUAACAUACUAUCAACUUGUAAUUAAAGAUUUUCCACUACAUAUUACUAUGUAGUACCACUACAAAACAUCACAUAUACACAUCACAUUACUUAGAUUUCCUAAGUCUUUUCUGCUUUCCUAGUUUGUGGAUCGCAAAUUUUGUUGCACCUGAUCUAAUUGAGUGCAUAUUUGCGUUAAUGUAAGUUUUUGACAUUAUAUAUUUACACAAUGAAACUGAAUAAUUCAAGAUGGAACUGGACAUAUUUUAUACCGAGUUUUACGUAAUUAUUCUUUUUAAAUAAAAUUGUUAAAGGAUGCAUUGUUCUAUUGAAUAGCUAUUAUUGGAAAUGAUUAUGCUAAUGUAAGAUUUCAAAACUAUAAACUCCAGUUGUCAAUUGCAACUGACAACUGAAAUUAAAGUUUAUACUUUAAUUUGUAAUUAUCUCUUCCGCUACAUGAGAAUUGUAUAUACAUGCAUAUAUAUAUAUAAAUAUACAAGAAUGUAAAGACCGAUUUGCACCAGUUUUACUUAUGUAAAUUAAAUUAAUAGCUAAAUUUUCUCCCUAUAUUUAUAUUUUUAUAAAGAUAUAUAUAGGAAUAUAUAUAUUUUAAUAAAUAUAUAAUAUAUAGGAAGACAAAAUAUUACUGCUCAGAAUUAGUUAAUUCAGGAAAAAAUUAUUGGUGCAAGUGGUUAUAUGGAGAAUGUAAUUAGGCAUAUUUAUCUUGUAAGACUGUCCUUAUUGAUAUUUUGUUACAACUUGUACUUUUGACUCCGUCUGUGAUAAAUAUUUUAUCUAAGGCAACUAUUUACAUAACUUAAGCUUAUAUAUAUUAUACUUUGAAGUUGGGAUUUUGUUUACACAAUACAUAUUUUUAUAAUCGAUGUGACAAAAUUUCGCAAUAUUCUCUUGUAGUAGUAAUAAUAGUUUAUCUUCAUAGAAGCAAAUAAUUAUUGUGUAAAAAUUGUGUGUAAAAAUAUAUAUAAAUAU